CCGAGCGAAGCGAGCGAGCGGCGCUGUGUCGGACAUCUCCCCGGAUUACCAACGCGACAAAACGGUUAAAAGCCAGUCACAGCCAAAAGUGAGGCACCAGCUCAGAGGAGGACUGCAAUGCUCACAGGGUCCUGUACAGGUGACAUCAUCUUCCACUCUUUGGUGCCUGCGCGUUAGCUUGGCUCCCGUGCCCCAGCAGGCAGCCCAUGCACCCUCACGACACCAUGGGUAGUUCUCCUGAGGUGCUGUCCUGGACCUCCUGCCCUAGCCUGCUUGUGGGCAAGCUCAAGGAGGAGCUCAAACUGUCGGUGGUGGGCGAUGCCAUGAAGAAGUCCUCCAACAACUCCCCCUAUCCCCCGCAAGCUCCACCCACCAUGCAGACCCCGCCCCCUCAGAUCAUCACCGACCUGGCUCCACCCACCCACCUACCCGUGCCGCUGCAGACCCCCGUUGCCGAUGAGGACAUGCUGGGAGGGGUCAGCCCGCAGAACGUGGCGCUAAGUGUGGACUCGAUGCGGAGCGAAGGCGGCCAUUUUGACAACAGCGUCCUACAGCUAAGGGAGCAAGAGGAGGGGUCACCCGGGUCUUGCGAGCACGGAGGGGAAGGAGGAGAGGGGGGUAGUGGUGGGGAGGAGCAGACAGGGGAGGGGGAGUGUCCCGAACAUCAGCAGGGAGGAGGGGAGGAGGAAGAGAGGAGGCAUCAGCACCCACACCCGGAUGAUAUCAAGCUGCACUUCCAGAGGGCAGGCCCGGGGCAGGGGGGGUUCCUGGAGGGGCUGUUUGGGUGUCUGCGGCCGGUCUGGAACAUCAUCGGGAAAACCUACUCCACCGAGUACAAGCUGCAGCAGCAAGACAUGUGGGAAGUCCCAUUCGAGGAGAUCUCAGAGCUGCAGUGGCUGGGCAGUGGGGCACAGGGUGCAGUGUUCCUGGGCAAGUUCCGCUCUGAGGAGGUGGCCAUCAAGAAAGUGAGAGAGCAGAAGGAGACAGACAUCAAGCACCUGAGAAAGCUCAAGCAUCCCAACAUCAUCAGCUUCAAGGGAGUGUGCACGCAGGCACCCUGUUACUGCAUCAUUAUGGAGUACUGCGCUCAGGGCCAGCUGUAUGAGGUGCUACGUGCAGGCAGGAAGGUCACCCCCCGCCUGCUGGUGGACUGGGCCUCAGGCAUCGCCAGUGGAAUGAACUACCUGCACCUGCAUAAGAUCAUCCACCGUGACCUCAAGUCCCCCAAUGUGCUGGUGACUCAAAACGACACCAUAAAGAUCUCAGAUUUCGGCACAUCCAAAGAGCUCAGCGACAAAAGCACCAAGAUGUCCUUUGCUGGGACGGUGGCCUGGAUGGCCCCAGAGGUCAUCCGCAAUGAGCCUGUGUCCGAGAAGGUGGACAUCUGGUCCUUUGGUGUGGUGCUGUGGGAGCUGCUCACAGGAGAGAUCCCCUACAAAGACGUGGACUCAUCGGCCAUUAUCUGGGGAGUGGGCAGUAACAGCCUGCACCUGCCUGUACCCUCCACCUGUCCCGAUGGCUUCAAGAUCCUCAUGAAACAGACCUGGCAAGGGAAGCCAAGGAACCGACCGUCGUUCAGACAGAUCCUCCUGCACCUGGACAUUGCCUCAGCAGAUGUUCUGGGAACCCCUCAGGAGACCUACUUCAAGUCUCAGGGAGCCUGGAGGGACGAGGUAAAGAAGCACUUUGAGAAGAUCAAGAGUGAGGGCACGUGUAUCCACAGACUGGACGAGGAGCUGAUCCGUCGGCGCAGGGACGAGCUCAGGCACGCUCUGGAUAUCCGGGAGCACUACGAGAGGAAACUGGAGCGAGCCAAUAACCUGUACAUGGAGCUGAGUGCCAUCAUGCUGCAGCUGGAGGUGCGCGAGAAGGAGCUCAUGAAGAGAGAGCAGGCAGUAGAAAAGAAGUAUCCCGGGUCGUAUAAGCGGCACCUCGUCAGACCCAUCGUGAGGCCCAAUGCUGUGGAGAAGCUCAUCAAGAAGAAAGGCAGCCUGUCCCACAAGCCCGGAUUGCCCCAGACUAAGAGGCCGGACCUGCUGCGCUCUGAGGGCAUCCCCAGCCUGGACCCCCUCCCCACCCCUUCUCCUCUGUCGGCCAGCCCCAAAGUUUCCACUCCCCCAGGAAAGUCCCGCUAUAGAAGCAAGCCUCGUCACCGCCGCGCUAACAGCAAAGGCAGCCACAGCGACUUCCCCGGAGCCCUCAGACCUAACACGGGGCCCCUGGAGGACACACAGUCUAUACAGGACCUGCCCCCUGUCCACCCGCUUCAGGACACCUCCAGAGAGGUACGCGACGGCCCCUUCCUCCCUCUGCGGGGCCGAGAGGAAGCUGUUGUUAACUGUGCCAACAACCUGCGCUACUUUGGCCCUGCGGCGGCUCUCAGGAGCCCACAGAGUGACCACAUGCAGCGCCGCGUGUCAGAGUCCAGUCCUGACCUCAUCUCCACUGCGGUGGAUGCACACACACGCCAGAGGACCCCUUCUACGGGCUCCAACCCUAGUGCAGGGGCCGGCUCUCUGUGUCCCUGCCAGGCACACCCCUUCUCUGGGUGCCAGCGCUGUCAGGUCCCCCCGCCCUCCUCCAGCCUCCUGGAUGUUCCCACCUACCCUCAGGAGGGCACCACGACCCCUGCAGUGCCCACUAAAGAGACAGGCUCAGAGGCAGAGGACAGGCCUUUGGGAGGGCAUCCGGAGGGUUUUAAACCCUCCUGCCCUGUUCCCACACCACUGUCCCGCACCAUCAGACCGCUCAGGAAGGGUGAUGAUUCUUCAGAAGAAGAGGAGGGAGAGGUGGACAGUGAGGUGGAAUUUCCACGGCGACAGAGGCCUCACCGUUGUAUGAGCAGUUUCCAGUCGUACUCCACCUUCAGCUCGGAGAACCUGUCUGUAUCUGAUGGAGAGGAGGGGAACACCAGUGAGCACUCUCACAGCGGGCCUCUGGAGCGCCUCAGUGCCAGUCAGGAGGAGCACCUGGAUGAGCUGCUGUCCCACACCCCCGAUAUCCCCAUCGAUAUCUCCACCCAGUCUGACGGCCUGUCCGACAAGGAGUGUGCCGUACGCAGGGUCAAGACGCAGAUCUCUCUGGGCAAGCUGUGCUCCGACGAACACAGCUACGAGAACCCUCUGCAGUUCGGAGACUCAGACUGUGACUCCUCUGAGGCAGAAUGCUCUGAUGCCACCAUCAGGAACAACAAGGGCCCUCCCUCCUCGUGGUAAUGGGCCCUCUGUCCUCGUGGUAAUGGGCCCUCCUUCCUCGUGGUAAUGGGCUCUCCUUCCUCAUGGUAAUGGGGCCCAUGAGGCGCUCCUUUCUCCGGGCUCUCUUCGUGUCUGGAUGCUCUCUGCUCAGCAAUAACUCCACAAAACUCCUCUCAAUCAAGCUCCCCAAGAACAAGUCCACCAUGCUAUUUUCCAUCUCCGCUCACUACUUAUAGCAUCCAGGCAACCCAUGGCAGGGAUCCCCUUUUUGAAUGAUAUUGUACAGUAGAUAGAGAUGCAUUCAUACAUUUAUUUUUGUCCAAGUUUUGAAAGAAAAUUCAGGAUUAUCUUGUAAAUAGGAGCUAUUGUACCAUAGGCUGUUGGGUGGGAAAAAGACUAAAUAAGGCAUUUGAAUCCCCAACUGUUACUAGCCUGUCUGAACAACCAUUUUUAGCUUACCAUGAGCUUAGCUAGCUUCCCAAAACUCUCCCACAUUUUGCACUGUGGCCCGGAAAAGUGAACGCUUGAAUUAAACGUAUGAACACCAGCAUGAACAAAAGCAAACAAAACAAAAAUAAACUCUCAGUUUUUUCGCAGAAUUUUUUGCUGAGCUGUGCUAGCAUGGCGCUCGGACAGCUAACGCUAGUGCACAACUGCAUGGAGAGAUAAACAGCGCCAUUCCCAUAAGUUUUAAUGGAGCAAACGGCAAAAAACAAGUGAUUUUUUUGUUUUGUUAUUCCAGUUGAUAUUUUGAGUAUCAUUAGACAUCUCAGGAUCGAACCAGGACUGUGACCAAGUGGAGCGGACCAACUUGAGUACUGUAGGCUAGAAUGUGGCGGACCAUGCAGGGAUAUUAAUUUAAGUGCUUGGUCUCGAAAAGCAACCCUUUAUCACUGUAACCAUGUGGCGAGUUGGGAGUUUGUGUGGUGUCCCAGGGGUAUGUGCAACCAACUAAGCAAUUUUAUUUUCCUUAUAUAUUUUUAUUGGCUGUUCACAAAUGAGCUUUAAUUCCAGUAUCCAAAAGAAAAAUUCACUAAUGUUGAACCCCCCCUAUCUCAGUUAAAAAUUACAUCAAUGAUGUGUUGUGAACAUGUGUAAAAUUGGACAUGACUUGAAAGGUAGAUAAAUAUUAAUACAAAUACCAGCUAGAUAAAUAUCUAAUAUUUGGAUGGAAAGAACAAAUUUUCUUGCAAAAAUUAACAAAAAAUACCUUUAAAUGUACUGCUUCAGAAGUCUACGUAUGUUAAAGGGAGCAUAUUAGGUAAAAUGUACAUUUUAACCAUGUUAUGCUCAUGGUGUUCCCUCAUCGUCAGGUUAAUCAAAGUUGUAAAUUGAUUGUUUCACGUAUAUUUGAGUAAUCAUGUAUUAUUUUGCAUUUGAGGUGCUCAGAAAAUUCCAGUUUUCACUUACUCUCCAUCUCUGCCCACUUUUCUGUACAGAUUAGUUAAAAAAUUCAGACUCUGGGUUACACAUGUAGAGUUCAAAAUGUCUCAUAGUCAUUAUAUAAUAAUUAAAACAAGUAGGUGAAAGUCCACAGCUUUCUACAGUAACAUGCCAUUAUGAAGAGGUGAGUCCAUUCUGCAGUUUUGAAGAGUCAAAUGACCUGUUUCUAACAAGUAAUGUAUGUUAUAGUUUAAUACUAAAUAUGAGAAAAUUUUUUAGAAAAAUCAGCAUAAUUUGUCUUCUUUAACAGUCUGUUAUUUAAUUUAGCCCCUGCUGCUGCUGAAAAGGCUCUCAGGUGGAGGUGCCCACGUCUUCAGGCGUCUAUCAGGCUUGGCUCAUGUAGGCCUCCCCCCAGGUCUGGUUCACUGUCUUAUGUGUCCAUGCUCAGGUUUAUUCUGUUGUUUGUCUUAAAUGACAAAUAGAAGCAAUAUAUGAUCCACUAGAUGGAGACAGUCACAGCAAUCAAAAAUGAACUAGAUUAUUAUUUAAAAAUAUGAUUCUGAAGCUAUUUAAUAUAGAUUUUGUGUUUUAUUAAGUUAUGUUUAUUAAUUUUUGACCUGUCAAAUGUUUACUCUUUUUUUUUUUAUUUAAGGAUCUGUUAACUUGCGCAUAUGAGACCAAUAUUAAUAAUAGCAAUGUUAAUUUAGCACUUUGAUUUUUUUUUUUUUUUUACAUGUAUUAAUAUUAUUUUUUGUUAUUUUUAUGUAAUUACUUAAAUUCAAAAUAAGUAUUAUACAAUGCCCUCCACUGAUAUGGGCACCCUUAACAAAUAAGAACAGUGAUACCCCUAUACUAUAGCUUGGUAGUUUGGUCUGUUACCAAGUUACCCUCACCCCCACCACUGUUUAUUCGUACAUGAGUGAAGGGCAUUAUAUAUUUUCUUGUUUUGACCUGGGACACUGCACUUAAGUUUGAGUUAUGUCUCCCUUGUUUGAGGAUGUGGCGUUUUUCUGUGAACCUAAAAUGUUUGAGUGUACCGACCACUCACAGCUCCCGCUAGUGUUAGCUUGGUGUAAUAAUUAUUAUCAAAUGAUGAAAAUGUGCCGUGGAUUGUCCCUUAUGUGUUUGAAAACCUUUCACCAAGCAGUAUGGCUACACUGUUCCAGAGCCAAGAAUGUGGCAAUGUCCUCAGUAUUCUAUAUUUAUUCUAUAAGAAAUAUCCAAGAGCUAAAUCCACAAUUGUUGAAACUGAUCAUUUAUUUUAAAUGAUGUCCAUUAUUCUUCAGUAUAAUUCAGUAACCAGUAUUUUCCUACAUCCAUCAGUGCUCAAAAUGAGGAAAUGUAAUUAACUGUGUUUAAAACCAAACUGCGUAACAUUUGUUGUUUUUUUACAGCACUUUUCUUAUAUUAUUAUUACUAGAAGCUACUCUGGGCAUCUUUUUUAUGGAGGGAAACCUGGCUUGUCUGCACAAAUAUGUUAUCUCUUUCUUUGGAAUAUUCCACAGCAUGGCAUUUAAUAUUUCUGUCUUUGUUUUAUUUCAUGACAUUUUAAUUAUCAAAAAAUGUGAAAAACAAGCAUUCUUACUGUGAGCGUCUCUCCACAGAUCUGAUGUGUAAUUUGACCUUGUGAUACCACCUUCUGAACAGAUUUAAUGCCAUACUGUGGAACAUUCUUGGCAAAGCAAUAACAUGUCCAUGGAGACAAGCAGGUAGCAGACACUCCUCUAGAAAAGUUUUGCGGCGUAGCUUUAAGAUGAUUUUAGAAACAUUUUCCAAUUACUGUUAGACUCUGUUUGAAACUAUAACUUUAUUAAGUAGGGAUCCAUAAUGUAUUUCUUGCUCCAUGUCACAUACUGCUUGGUGGAAACUCCAAAAUGCCUAGUUUUUCUAACCAUGUCCACCGUCUUCUCCCCUCGUGAACAAACCCCCUUAUGUACGAGUGUUGUUUUAAUGAAGGAACUCCAAUUAUGAUUUUCUUUGUAGCUGGCCUACAUAUGUAAUUCUCUACUUUAAUUUAUUACAAUGAUCUAUUACAAUGAGUGUUCUUUUUGCAUUUAUGGCAGCUUUUGUUGUGGUGACCUCUCCUGACCAGUGUUACCCCGGAAGCACAAUUGAUCGGUGGACAGUAUUGUUGAGAGACUUGGAUAUCAUUUGCAUUGGUUCCAUAUAUACUUACAUGAACAAAGCAGGGUAUUACGGGGUAUUCUCCUGUCCAACUGUGACUCCAUGUUGCCUCUCCAUGUGGUUUUAGUUCCAGCCCAAAGCCGGCCUCCUCGUCCUGUAUUCUGUGUACAGUGCAAUGGGACAAACCAGAGCAAACAGCUGCAUGGAAUAAACGCUGAUGUGCUGUACCCA
This is a messenger RNA of Periophthalmus magnuspinnatus, 6932 nucleotides long. It is a transcript of the gene map3k13, whose product is annotated as mitogen-activated protein kinase kinase kinase 13. The transcript has 15 exons. Gene Ontology annotation, biological process: JNK cascade; protein autophosphorylation. Gene Ontology annotation, molecular function: ATP binding; JUN kinase kinase kinase activity. Lineage: Eukaryota; Metazoa; Chordata; Actinopteri; Gobiiformes; Gobiidae. The record is from RefSeq and is a predicted model, not a curated record. Bases 207 to 3215 code for a protein of 1002 amino acids.